UAGGACGGCCCCCUCGCAGGGCCUUGUCCAGCUCGAGCAGCGCCACUGCCGGCAUGCCUGCCUUUCCUUCCCCUGCAGCGUCAUCUUCUCAACCCAACCAGCGGCAGCAGUAUGCCUUCAAUCAACAGCAGCAGGAGAAGCGAGCGCAUAUGUACUCCCACUACCACUACCACCAUCAACAGAAACAGCAACAGCAACAGAAACCUCAACAGCAACAUCCGCAGGAUGCAUACAUGAAUGGGGCGCCAGGCCCAAGCAACGACGCGAGUCUGGCGGUGGCGUCCUCCUCCUCCUUAACAUCAGCAGUAGUAGCAGCGUCCUCCUCCACCUCCACUGCGACGUCCUCUCGCCUGCUCGCUUCCGAUACAGCCGAUACUCCGUCCGCGUCGACGACCGCAUCAUCCACAGCCCCGUCAUCCAACACGCGCGCGACGAUCAACGACCUGCUAGCCAGCACGGGCUACGCGUUUCACUCGGCGUCCGGCGCCGCGCCGUCGCAGCAUGGGGCUCACGCGUCGCACGGCUCAUCCGUCGUCUCCGCCGCAAACAUGUACGCCACGAGUGUCGCGCUGGAACCCCAGCUCGCCAUACCGGCGCAGGGGUAUGCAGCGCCGUCAAACGUCGUCAACGGUGCCUCUGCAGGAGAUGGGAAAGGCGCCGUAGCCGGCAUGGCGGAGCAUGCAGGCAUAAAUGGGAAUGGAUCCGAUACAUUCGCAACAGCAGCAGCAUCGUCGUCAUCAUCAUCCUCAGCAGCCGUGGUACUGGGGUCUGGAGGGAGCGCACAAAAGGCCGGCGCGAGCACAUCGGCGGCACUUCCAAAAACGGCAGCGGACCUCCUCAAGGAGGGACCGCGGGACUUCCGCAUCAUCCGUGAUGUCGGCGACGGCUCGUUCGGCACCGUCUUUCUCGCCGACUGGCGCUCGCCCCUGCCGAGCGGCACGGACCUCAGCCUGAUGCAGCACCCCAGCACGCGCCCCGAGUUCUCCGGCAGCAGGCUCGUGGCGAUCAAGAAGAUGAAGAAGCAGUAUCGCAACUGGGCGGAGUGCUUGACCCUCAAAGAGCUCAAGUCUCUCCUCGCCAUCCCGCCGCAUCCGCACAUCAUUCCGCUGUACGACGCCUUCCUGCUACCCACGACCCACGAACUGCACUUCGUUUUCGAGUGCAUGGAGGGCAACCUGUACCAGCUGACCAAGUCGCGCAAGGGCCGUCCGCUGGCACAGGGCCUCAUCGCGACCAUCUUCCGGCAGAUCGUCGAGGGCCUGCACCACAUCCACACGCACGGUUACUUUCACCGCGACCUCAAGCCGGAGAACCUGCUGCUCACCACGCUCGGCCUGUCUGAAUACCCAUGCCCUGGGCGGACAGAUAUCAUCGAGCGCGAUGUGCUCGUCAUCGUCAAGAUCGCGGACUUUGGCCUGGCGCGCGAGACAAGCAGCAUCCCCCCAUUCACCGAGUACGUGUCCACGCGCUGGUACCGCGCGCCAGAGGUGCUGCUGCGCGCGCGCGACUACAGCAACCCAGUCGACAUCUGGGCUGUCGGUACGAUCAUGGCCGAGAUCAUCAACCUGCGUCCGCUCUUCCCCGGCUCGAGCGAGGUGACACAGGUGCUGGCCAUCUGCGAGAUCAUGGGCACCCCCAGCGACGACUGGCCCAGCGACGACCGCGGCAAGAGAAUGGGGGGCGGCCCUUGGCCGCGCGGGUUCAAGAUGGCCAGCGCGGUUGGCUUCCAGUGGCCGCAGUGCAAGCCGGUGCGCUUGGCCAAGCUUUUCGGCAGCAGGACUCCGAUGAGCCUAAUCGAUUGCAUCAGCUCUCUGCUCCAGUACGAGCCCAAAUCGCGCCUCACCACCGCGGGCCUCAUGGAGCACCCGUACUUUGAGCGCGACGCCAAGUCGCUCCGCCCGAUCGCGUCGCGCUCGAUCAUUCCCAAGGACAAGAUCCAGGCGGCCCAGGCGCUCGGCCACGUCGUGCCCAACCUCGCUAAGAUCGACGACGAGUCGAUCAAACAAUCCUACCGUGCCGCUGCCGAGCCCCCGCGCGCGCUCCCGCCCAGCCACGCCUACUCGCAUGACGAGCGCAAGCCCAAGUUCGGUUCCACCAGCCCCGACCUCGCCGCCAGCCAGACGGCCGGCGGUUUGCUGCCGCAGCGGCAGCAACAGGAUACCGAUGAGACCAUGCAUGUUGCGCAGCCGCACCACGCACCCUUCUACCCUUCCGCGCAGGAACAGCUGCACGUACAGGCUGGCGGUGCGAAGAUGGAUGCAACCGGCUCACAACUGCUGUCGUGCGCGCCGCCCUUGGGGUCUGCACAAGCGCUCGAGCAGCCCGGUUUACCCAUGCAGCUCGGCGAUGAUGCGCCGGUGCGUGUCCCGCCGAUGCACGCCAACGGGACGCUGCUCGAUGUACAGCAGCACGCCGCCGACCAGCGCACCGUGUAUGACGUCGACUUGCCUUUGCCGGCCCAGCACGCCGGGGGGUCUGCGUCUGCUGCUACCAGCGGCGGCGGUGGCAUUUCGCCCUCGCACAGCCAAGUUGGCCUCUGGGCUAGCCUGCAUGCGAGCGCGAGCACCAUCGGCAGCGCUUUCCUUGGCACCUCGAGCAGCGAACACAUUGAGCAGAAGGGCAACAACUAUGGCAGCAAUGAGACGUUCGAUUCGGCCGACCGUAGGCGCCGCAAGAUGGGCAAGUGGGUCUCGCGCGUCUUCAAGGACAGAAAGGCGGACGAACUGGCUGCCUCGGAUGCAUCGAUACGGAUACCCCAGCAGCAGCAGCAACAGCAACAGCAACAACAUCCUUAUCAGCAGCACCCAUCCGUUGCUUCGCUCGUCCCGUCCAUGCAAGCCAGAGAUCCAGGCAGCAGUCCUUAUGGACGCGGCAAAGGCUAUCCGAGCGCGAUGGACUCGCAAGUCUACUCGGAUGGGGAGGACAACGAGUCACUGUAUGAAGUGCUUGACGAGAGCCUUAGCGCGCGCGUCGGUGGGCCCGGCGAGAAUGUCGCAAGAGGACGCGCAAGGGGCGUCGUCUCGAAGCGCCACGUACAGUGGACGACAGGCGAGCAGCUGGACCCCAGCAAGCUCGGCUCGGGCUUCAUGGACGCCCUUGUCAAUGGCUCGCUGUCUGAAGGAGCGGGAAGCAUCGGCGGCGGUGGUGGUUCCGAGUCCCGCCAGUCGCUUGCUGGCAGCAUCGCGACGGUAGGGGACCUUCAGCACAAUCCACGCGCUGCAGAUACGGCCCCCUUCCCUUACGCCGACCAUCACACAUUUGAGCCAAACGAGCUGGCGGGUUACGAGCGGUGGGAGCGAGAGCAGGAGCGGCGCCGCCGGCAAGACACGGCCGGGUCGUGCAUCACGCACCGGUCCAACGACAGCGACCCCGGUCCGCACCGACGACAGUACCCCUCGCGCAUACAGCGCGGCAACUCGGCCGUCUCACAUGGCUCACAGCCUGGCAUUAUGGACCGCAGGGUGCGCGGCACGACCGGCGGCAGCACGCAGUCUGACGCAGCGAGGUCUGUGCAUUCGCUUGAUCAAGAUCUCAUCGCUGAUAUGCGCAGCAUGUUCCCGCGCGACAACAACUCGGCGUCGCAGCAUGCGCCUGCGCGUCUCGGCACGGGGCGGCAGAGUCGCGGUAACGGAUCGAUCCGUGCUGGAUCUGCUUCGCCCUUGCACCACUCUGUGAUCGCCGGUCGCUACCACCCGUAUUGCGGGGGCGGUGGUGGCGGCGUGCCGUCGGGAAGGCCAGCAUCAAAUGGGCCUGUCACUUCUGGAGUCCUCGUUGCGUCGCCCUCGCACAAUCCAUAUGGAUUUGCGCGAGGUCCCGAUUACCGCACAACGUCCAGCGAGAUGAUCACUAUGCAUCGGUCCGUCCUACCCAAGCGCGGACUUUCGCAGAAUGACAUCCCGCCAUCACCUCAAUCGUACGAACUGCUCGGGCACCAACACCCUUCUUCGCAGACGCAGCCGCUGGGCCCGCCCGCGCCACAGCAUCCGGGCUACGCUCCGCAUCAGUCGCAGCUCAACUCGCCACCCUCGCGCCUUGCGCCGCAGCUCGAGGUGCAGGAGCUGAAAGGCCCGCUGCACUACCCGCGCGCCGACCGCGCGGGCGGCAGUGCAUACGAGCUGCUGCGAUCGCUCAAUCAGCUCCCGACGACAUAUCUAGGCAAUCAGGCUGUCUCGUCGGUGCCAACGCUGCCGUCCUUUGCGGAAUUUGCGGCAGGUGCGAACAUACUGCAACAGGACAGUAAAAUGGACUCGUAACGCGUGCGCGCCUGUGCUUCUCUCUUCCUCCGUCCUUCCCCUCUCGCUCUCGCAUGUAUCUCGUAUCGACCGGGUUGUGCUGGAAUUCUCUUUACCUCAAACGUGACGCUAGCUCCUUUAUACCUUGCUCCCUUUGUCAACUUGCAGACCCUCCUUGCAUCGGCCGGUAUUCCAACUUGUACGCAUAACAUAAUGUUCGAUCAUGCAGCAGCAAUUUCACGUCUGUCCUAAUCAAAAGUUUCCCAUUGCUUUCCACUUGGCGCUUGGGAUUCUAGACGUAUCGUCCAUAG
Molecule: messenger RNA, 4543 nt
Organism: Tilletiaria anomala UBC 951
Lineage: Eukaryota; Fungi; Basidiomycota; Exobasidiomycetes; Georgefischeriales; Tilletiariaceae
Exons: 2
Coding region: 54-4253 (1399 amino acids)
Biological process (GO): protein phosphorylation; intracellular signal transduction
Cellular component (GO): nucleus; cytoplasm
Molecular function (GO): ATP binding; protein serine/threonine kinase activity
Source: RefSeq, a predicted model, not a curated record